Messenger RNA from Gopherus flavomarginatus (Mexican gopher tortoise), 1888 nucleotides. It is a transcript of the gene ARMH1, whose product is annotated as armadillo like helical domain containing 1. The transcript has 12 exons. Bases 264 to 1529 code for a protein of 421 amino acids. The record is from RefSeq and is a predicted model, not a curated record. NCBI's taxonomy places the organism in Eukaryota, Metazoa, Chordata, Testudines, Testudinidae.
CUGGGUGACAGGAGUCUGGCAAUUCUGCCCAUGCUCAGACUCCCAGUGCAGGGACAUCCUCCCCCUUGGGGAAGGAAGUGCUGCCAAACCAUUGCAAUAAGCUGGAGCCCUGCUGCCUUAGUUUGUUGUCGGCCUGGCUGUGUAGGAGUAAGGCAGAGAGAUUUUUUUAGGACUGGAGGAGACACAGUGCCUCAUGGAAUAAUGAGCAUGGUGCAAGAGCCAGCCAGUCACCCCCAGAAGACAACCACAGGACAGUAUUGAUCAUGACUUCCACAAAGGAGCAGGCAGCCAUCAGCAGACUGAUGGGGUUCUUGCAGGAAUGGGACAAUGCUAGCAAAGCUGCUCGUAGCCACAUGCUGGAUAAUUUCAUUAAGGCAAAUCAAGGAAAGACAGGCCCAGAGUUGGAGCUGGAAUUCUCCCAGGGAGCCAGCUUGUUUCUGGCCCGCCUAACAUCAUGGCUGAGGCUGACCUACAUGUAUGGAAUAUACCUAGAUCAGCAGCUUAAGUCCAUUGGCAUCUUUCUGUCAGCUGCAAGUAGCCACAGGUAUCUUAUUGAAUUUCUGGAGAUUGGAGGUGUCCUGACUCUCCUGGAAAUACUAGGUCUGAACCAACUGAAGGAAGAGGACAAAAGGGAGUCGAUAAAGCUACUCCAACUCGUAGCAAAUGCUGGCAGGAAGUAUAAGGAGCUGAUUUGUGAAAGUUAUGGUGUGAGAUCAAUAGCCGAGUUCUUGGCCAAUUCCAAGUCAGAAGAGACUCAAGAACAAGUGCAAAUUCUGUUGGAUACUUUAGGCCACGGCAAUCCCAAGUAUCAGAACCAAGUAUAUAAAGGCCUGAUUGCUUUGCUGCCAUGCACAUCCCCCAAAGCCCAACAGCUGUCUCUGCAGACACUCAGAACUGUGCAGGCUAUCGUGGGAUCAGCCCAUCCCAGCAUUGUAGACGCUGUGCUGGGCGUGCUUAGCUCAAUGCAUUUGGAAGUUCAGUAUGAAGCCAUUCAGCUGAUAAAGGAUCUCAUGGCCUAUGAAGUCCGGCCAGCGCUGCUGAAGGGUCUGGUUGAAUUACUUAAACCGCCAGGGAAAGAGACGGCUAAAGUGAAAGGCAAAGCCCUGGAAGACCCAGCCACACUCCAUCUUCCUGAGCCCUUGUCGGUGUAUGUACAGCAAGCCGCUGCAGCAAAAACCAUCGGCAUCCUAGCCCAGGACUCCACCAAACUGGCUGAAGAGAUGAUCCAGCUGAGAGUGGUGCACGGCCUUAUGUGUGCUAUGGGGAACCAGGAUCAUACCACCUGCCAGAGACAGGCCAGCAUCUCUCUAGAGUAUUUUGUCCGGACAUUUCCCAUUGUGGAGGAGCAUGUGAGGAAGGCAACAGGAGAGACUCUGUUCCAGCUUUUUAUGAGAGAUGCCAAGACCUUGUACAUGAACAUGGAUGCAGUACAGGUUGAUAUUCUGGCAUCGAAUCAAGUGAACAUCCCAGGAAGUUUAGCAAGCCCAGAAGGGAUGCUGCCCAUGGAAGGUGAAGGAAGCACAGAAUGAAAACUUCAAACAAUGGAAUGAAGUCAGCUCCUCUGCCCUGCCUCUUUCCCCUUUUCCACGCCCUCUGCCUCCCUCUCAGGCCAUGCCCGUCUCUAGAGCCCUGCAAAUCCGCUUGAUAGCCGCAUCUUUGGACCACUUCUGCAGAUAGCAGCGCUCUGAUGGUAAGAGCUGGGUGAGCAGCUGAGGAACUGCAGCACGGAUCCUCCACCUGCCCUGGGUUGGGGGCUGGGACAGGAGGAUGGGGGGCAGGGACACAGGCCAGGGCCUGCUUGGGCCCUCCACCCAGGGCAGGUGGAGGGUCUGCCACGGCUCCUCACAGGUACCAGCGUUGUACUCCCUGACCCGGCUCUGGCUGGUGG